GUGAGGGGGGCGCAUCGAAGACAAAAGCAGAAAUAUACUCAUGUUUGCUUUGCUGGGACAGAUUGUUAUGUACUUUAGCCUUUCGGUAACUGCGUUCAUUCCUUCACGCAAACUUAAGUACAGAAAGGAAAGGACGUACAGCUAGUUAACUGACUUUGGAAGAAGAAAAAAAGAAAGAACAUACAGUGCAUUUUGGGAAGUUACAGGAUUCAGCUUUUCGUUCAAAUUGUUGGACCUCGUUUUUUGUAUUUCCUUAUAAUUCUCCUGGAAAAAUGAGUAACAGUCAAAUGCAACCUUUACCUGGACAGCAAGUUGUCCAUGUCGCACAGGACCUUGAUACAGAUCUCGAGGCGCUGUUUAAUUCGGUUAUGAACCCAAAACCGAGUUCUUGGAGGAAAAAAAUGCUCCCGGAGUCAUUUUUCAAGGAGCCGGAUUUGGGAUCGCAUUCCCGGCAGUCGAGCACCGACUCAGGAAGCCAUACUCCCAGACUUCCAGUGCAGCACGCACGGUCACAUUCCUCUCCAGCCUCUUUACAGCUCGGAACCGGAGCCAACGCGACCCCAAGCCCGGCGCACCACGCGCAUCUGCGCCAACAGUCUUUCGAUGUCGCCGAUGAAUUGCCCCUGCCUCCGGGAUGGGAGAUGGCGUUCACGUCCACUGGUCAGAGAUACUUUCUCAACCAUGUGGAGAAGAUCACCACGUGGCAGGACCCCCGCAAGACCAUGACGGCCGCCGUCAACCAGAUGAGCCUCCACGGCCCCACCCCCUCCGCCCCCGGGCAGCCACGCUCCAUGGCCCUGUCACAGCCCAACCUGGUAAUGAAGCAGGCCCAGGCCUUGGCCUCCAACCCCCCAGUUUCCCAGCAGAGCCUCCAGCAGCAGAGCACCCAGGCCGGGCUCAUGAGCCUGCCCAACCCCCUGACCACCCAGCAGCAGCACCAGCAGAAGAUGAGGCUGCAGCGGAUCCAGCUGGAGCGGGAGCGCAUCCGGAUGAGGCAGGAGGAGCUGCUGAGGCAGGAGGAGCUGAUGAGACAGGAGGUGGCGCUAUGCAGACAGAUGCCCAUGGAAUCGGACGGCAUGGCUCCUGCGCCCAACACAAUCAGUGCCACUCCCAUGACCCAGGGGACGAUGCCCAGCAAUAGCUCUGAUCCCUUUCUCAACAGCGGGCCGUACCAUUCCAGAGAGCAGAGCACGGACAGUGGCCUGGGCCUGGGCUGCUACAGCAUCCCCACAACCCCCGAGGAUUUCCUCAACAACGUGGACGAGAUGGACACGGGUGAGGGUCUGCCACAGGGCACCAUGGGAGUCCCCCAGCAGAGCCGCUUCCCCGACUUCCUGGACUCGCUUCCUGGCACCAACGUGGAUCUGGGCACCCUGGAAGGCGCUGACCUCAUCCCCAUCCUCAAUGACGUGGAGUCGGUGCUGAACAAGGCCGAGCCAUACCUCACCUGGCUGUAGAUUGAGAGAGAGCCCGGAGGGAGGCGCCAGAGACCAAGCCACAACAAGAUUAAAGACUUUCUACGUCUGCUUCCUUUCUUGCUCAAUGAAUUUCUGAUGUGUUUGCUUCUGGUGUCAUUUCUGACCAGUGUAUCCCUCCAAAUUCAAAGCAGAAACACACAAACCAAAGGUGGUCAGUUAGAAGUGCGGGAAAGGGCAUGCAAGGCACAAUCGAUCACAAUGCUAGUCGCACUAAGCUUUUUUAACAUGUAGCAUUGUUUUUUUCUGUUCUCUGAUUUUAAAUCAGCAGUUACAGUGCAUUACUGCUUGUGAGAGGGAUAUGAACAGCACAAAACACAACUGUCGGUCUAAGUGUGCUGUGACUUCAGCAUGCAGGCAGGGAUGCUUUUUAGUGCCAGUAGAGGGAGCCAUUUCUCCUUUUCGCAAUGUCUACUGUAGCUGGGGCCUUAUUUAGUAUUCAAGCUGUUGGUCCCUAGGCCGUCAAUGAUCCAAACUCCUGUGAGGGGUCUGGGGUACAGCCUAGACUUGUAGCUACAAUCACACAUAGUUAGUCAUUACCAUUUUAACAUCAACUAAAUCAUUAAGAACAAAUCCAUAAGGACAACAGUGACAUUUUCUUAUUUUAUACCAAAUAAAUAUUUCAUAUUGUGUGCAACAGCUUUAAGAUUUUUUAAGUGAAACUGUAAACUUACAAUAGAUUUUUUUAAACAUUAUUUUGUUGUUAUUUUUAAAGUUGUAUUUUAGCAGUGUGUUUAUAAAGACACCCGUAUACCUUUAGCGAUUAGAACACUACAAGGCAUGAAGCCUCAGGUGUGAAAAGUAGCGGACUUAUGUUUUAUAUUACUGACUUUUUACGUAAUACUACAGUACUUUAAAUUACAUACUGUAAAAUUGUCCAUAUUGGUGGUCACA
Megalops cyprinoides (Indo-Pacific tarpon) is the source of this 2369-nucleotide messenger RNA. RefSeq names its product WW domain-containing transcription regulator protein 1-like. The record is from RefSeq and is a predicted model, not a curated record. Gene Ontology annotation, cellular component: nucleus; cytoplasm. Gene Ontology annotation, biological process: hippo signaling; positive regulation of transcription by RNA polymerase II. The transcript has 7 exons. Gene Ontology annotation, molecular function: protein binding; transcription coactivator activity; transcription corepressor activity. The coding region runs from base 273 to 1457 and encodes 394 amino acids. NCBI's taxonomy places the organism in Eukaryota, Metazoa, Chordata, Actinopteri, Elopiformes, Megalopidae.